Messenger RNA from Arabis nemorensis, 1740 nucleotides. The record is from the annotation of a GenBank genome assembly. Lineage: Eukaryota; Viridiplantae; Streptophyta; Magnoliopsida; Brassicales; Brassicaceae.
AUGGAUGAUGUUGCGGCUAGUGAUGUACCGGUGGUUGAAGAAUCAGUGGUGGAUCCACCGUUGAAGAAGCCACGAUUUGAUGAGGAAGUGAACAGAGUAGCGGAGAUUGUGCUUGUGUUAUCAGCAUUACGGAGGAUUCGAGGAGGUAAAAGUCCAACGGAAUUGGAAUUAGAGCUUAUGGUUGAAGCGAAAUCGAAAUUAGUUGAUAUGUGUCAAGAGUUUAGUCCAAAAGAUAUUAUAAGUAGAGAUGCGAUUGGAGCUGUGAUUGAAGAUCUGGGUUUGAAUGGUAAGGUUAAAGAUCAGAGAUUAGGGUUUCGAGCUCCUAAAUUAACCAUUUCUGAAAAACUCUCUCUUGGUAAAAGAAAGAUGGAAGAAUUGAAGAAGCAUCCAAUUGUAUCAACUAGCUAUACAUCUCCGGGUCAUUCGAUUCCGAGUAUGGCUCUACCUAAUAAUGUUUCUAUGGCGGCGCAUCAUCAGUGGCCUAGUAGCGAAAUGAAGGCAUCGGGUAGUUCUGUUAAUGUGACCGGAAGCCAUUUCGUGAGGGAUGCGUCGGGAAUUACGCAGUCUAGACCACUGUUUAAGCCAGAUAUGCAUAUUGGUGCUUCUCAGGGACCAGCGGUUCCUACGGGAAGUUAUUUUGGGAAUGCUGCUACAUCUUGGUCUGGCCAACCUCAUUCCAGUCCCUCCACCAUAUCAUUUGGUACUCCAUCAGAGAGCAAAGUUCAUGUUCAGAGUUCUUCAAGAGUCUCCGAUCCGAGCUUUAGACCAUUCAUGUCGCAAACUCCACCAAGUACAUUCACAGGCAUGAAAGGAGUGAAUUACGGUCAGACUUCUUCACCUUUUGGAAACAACAACCAUGCUGAAAUCGCUAAGGUAAUCCACAAGGUUCUUCAACCUCGGGCUAAACAAAAUCUCUUGUGGAAUCCGCCAUCGAGGGAAUACAUGAGUAAAGCAAUAACAUGCCAAAUGUGUCAAGGAAGCAUCAACGAAGUAGAGACGGUUCUAAUCUGUGAUGCCUGUGAGAAAGGAUAUCACUUGAAAUGUCUACAAGCUAACAAUUUGAAAAGUGUUCCGAAAUCUGAAUGGCAUUGUCCAAGAUGUGUGCAAUUAUACAAUGGGAAGCCUUUUCCUCCUAAAUAUGGCCGUGUCAUGAGAAGUGCGACUACGGCGAAAAUGUCUUCUAGUACAGGUGAAGUUCAAGCAUCCGCAGAGAAGAAAGUUGGUGAAGCGGAUCUAAAGGUUGCUAAUCAAGAGUCAGUGUCGCAUUCCGAGACUGCAAAAGGAACUGAAGAUGACACAGCUAUGAGUCAAACAGUUGAAGCUAAAGAUGCAGCAGCUAUAAAUCAGACGGUUGAAGCUGAAGAUGCAACAGCUAUAAGUCAAACAAUCGAAGCUGAAGAUGCAGCAGCUAUGAACCGAGCAGUUGAUACUAACAAUGAAUCACAAGAUCCUAUAGGAAAUGAUGCCGAGUGUCCCGAUCCUUCUCAACCGGUGUCUCACUCAGAGACUCUUAAUCCUCCAAAAGUAGAGAACAGUGAAGAUCCGAACAAAGAUGUUACCGAGAGAUCUGUUUCCGCAGAUUGUCAAGAUGAAAGCUCGAAGAUGCCUCCUCCUUCGCAAUCCAACACCGUCAACAACGCAGAUCCUUCCCAAAUUCAGAACGCAACACCAGAUGUCCAAGACCAAGAGGCUGUACAAAAGAAUGUUACAGAAAUUCCAGAGGAAGACAAAAGCUGUUAA